CGUCACCAUGAUGGAAUUGUGGCCCCCCAGUGCAAGCACGGCGCAGCACGGCGGUUUCGAGGCACAGAAUGGCAGCGUUCAGUCCUCAGAGCUGCGAUCCACGCUCCAACCUUUGCCCUUGGAUCCAUGGGACGUCGUGCUGUGCGUCUCCGGCACCGUCAUCAGCUGCGAGAACGCGGCGGUGCUGGCGGUGCUGGCGGUGACGCCGACGUUCCACGCGCCCACAUUCCUCCUCGUGGGCAGUUUGGCAGCCGCCGACCUGCUGGUGGGGCUGGGCCUCAUCCUGCGCUUCUCCUCCAUCUAUCUGGUGCCGUCGGAGGCGCUGGGUUUGGGGACGGCAGGGCUGCUGCUCACCGCCUUCACCGCCAGCGUGUGCACCGUGCUGGCCAUCGCCGCCGAGCGCUUCGUGUCGCUGCACCACGCGCUCACCUACAGCUCGGUGCGGGCGGGCGGCCGGACCAGGCUCACCUUGCUGCUCACCUGGGGAGCAUCGCUGUGCUGCGGGCUGCUGCCCGCCCUGCGCUGGAACUGCGUGCGGGAUCCGUCCUCCUGCGGCUCCAUCCGACCGCUCGGCCGGCAUCACCUCGCCGCCCUCUCCAUCUCCUUCCUGGCCGCCUUCGCUGUGCUGCUGCAGCUCUACGCGCAGAUCUGCCGCAUCGCCCGGCGGCAUGCGCAGCACGUGGCGGCGCAGAGGCACCUCGCAGGGCAGGCGGGCGACGGCGCGGCGUGCAGAGGGACGGCCACGCUGGCGCUCACGCUGGGUGCCUUCGCCGCGUGUUGGCUGCCCUUCGCCGCGCUCUGCCUGCGGGGUCACCGCAGCUCUGCCCACCUCCUGCUGCUGCCCGCUGCCGCCGGCUCCAUCCUCAAUCCGCUCGUCUACGCCUUCCGUAACAGCGAGCUCCGCAGGGUCCUGCGGGCGCUGUGCUGUGGGUGCUGCUCUGCCACGAUGAGCUUCCGCUCCCAAACACCCAGCGAGGUGUGAUUGUUCACGAGUGACGUGUGAGCGCCAGCUGGUGACGUCUGGUUGGCACCCGGGGAAGCGGGGUUGGCACCGAGUGACACCUGGUUGUACCCACUGAUGGCUGAUUGUCACCUGGUCACAGCUGGUUGUCACUGGUGAUGUCUGGUUGUCAUCCAGUGAUGUGCUUUUGUCACCUGGUGACGUCUGGUUGUACCCAGUGAGGUGUUAGUGUCACCUGAUGGCAUCUGCUUGUCACCCCGUGAUGUCUCAUUGUCACCUGGUGGUGGGUAGUUGUCACCCACUGAUGUGUUGUUGUCACCCAGUGACAGCUGGUUGUACCCGCUGAUGGCUGAUUGUCACCUGGUGACGUCUGGUUGUCACCCAGUGAGGUGUUACUGUCACCUGAUGGCAUCUGUUUGUCAUCCAGUGAUGUCUCAUUGUCAGCUGGUGGUGGCUGGUUGUCACUGAUGACGCCUAGUUGUCACCCACUGAUGGCUGAUUGUCACCUGGUGACGUCUGGUUGUACCCAGUGAGGUGUUACUGUCACCUGAUGGCAUCUGUUUGUCACCCUGUGAUAUCUGAUUGUCACCUGGUGGUGGGUGGUUGUCCCCUACUGAUGUGUUGUUGUCACCCAGUGACAGCUGGUUGUACCCACUGAUGUCUGAUUGUCACCUGGUCACAUCUGGUUGUCAGCCAGCGAUGCGCUGUUGUCCCUUGGUGACAUCUGGUUGUGCCCAGUGAGGUGUUACUGUCACGUGAUGGCAUCUGUUUGUCACUCAGUGAUGUCUCGUUGUCACCUGGUGGUGGCUGGUUGUACACCUGGUUGUCACCUGGUCACAUCUGGUUGCCAUCUGGUGACAGCUGGUUGUCACCCAGUGAUGUCUGGUUGUCACUGAUGACGCCUGGUUGUCACCCACUGAUGGCUGAUUGUCACCUGGUGACAUCUGGUUGUACCCAGUGAGGUGUUACUGUCACCUGAUGGCACCUGUUUGUAACCCAGUGACGUCUCGUUGUCACCUGGUGGUGGCUGGUUGCCAUCUGGUGACAUCUGGUUGUCACCCAUCACCAGCUGUCAGCCCAUCACAUCUGAUUGUCACCUGCUGACACCUGAUUGUUGCCCAGCAGCAGCUGCCCCCACUGACAUCUGUCUGUCCCCCACUGA
This is a messenger RNA of Phasianus colchicus (ring-necked pheasant), 2123 nucleotides long. It is a transcript of the gene GPR3, whose product is annotated as G protein-coupled receptor 3. Gene Ontology annotation, biological process: G protein-coupled receptor signaling pathway. Gene Ontology annotation, cellular component: membrane. Gene Ontology annotation, molecular function: G protein-coupled receptor activity. The record is from RefSeq and is a predicted model, not a curated record. NCBI's taxonomy places the organism in Eukaryota, Metazoa, Chordata, Aves, Galliformes, Phasianidae.